Molecule: messenger RNA, 3403 nt
Organism: Mus caroli (Ryukyu mouse)
Lineage: Eukaryota; Metazoa; Chordata; Mammalia; Rodentia; Muridae
Source: RefSeq, a predicted model, not a curated record
GCAAGGCCCACACAGCCUCAGCUCUCACGGCAGCUGGGUGAGUCACACUAUGCGGAAGGUGCUCUCCAUUCCGAGCAGCGCUACGGAACCAUGGCUGAGCUUUGGCUCAGUGCUCUCGGACACUGGCCCACUCUACCUUGCUGAGUGCAGGGGUUGCUUCUCCUGUUCCUGCCACACCUCAUACUGACUUCAUUCUGUUGCUGUGGAAACGGCAAGGCCUCAGAAAGGAACUCUCGAAGAGACAAAUGAGAAAGAAAAUGUCUCUCCAGACUCUGGAGGAGGUGAAAAGGAGGGAUGGCAUUUCUCCAGAUCCCAGGAGGUCAGAAGGCAAACCCACAGCCCCGUGGAAUUCGCCGGGUUCGACCGUCACUAACCUAGACACCCAGGUCCCGAAAAUCAACUUGAAAAUGAAAGGGAAACGGAAGUAUUUGGAGGCUUCUGACCAGGUCCUGUGUGUGAAGAUUCCAGAGGGAGACCUGGGCCAGAACCACAGCCAGCUCUUCUGGGGUCUCCCCUCUCUGCACAGCGAGUCCAUCAUGGCCACUCUCCUGGUUCCUGUGAGCAGCUACUCACCAGAGCCUUGCCUUGUGCUGUUCAAUGGGGUCUGUAAAGCAGCUUCAGGCCCAGUACUGAGUCAUGGUUUUCCAGCCCUUCCCCAGCCCCUCACCCUGGUUCAUCCUCAACCUUUGCCUAAGGUAGCUCCCCAGCCACAGACUCUUACUGAGGAAAUGCCCCAGGCCCACAUGCAAUCUCCAUGGUCUUCCAUGGCCUUGCCAUCUCUACCCUAUGGGAGUGCACUCCAGAUACCACAGACCAGGGCCGUCUCUGACGUCAUAAAUGGGAAAGGACACUUGCAAUAUCACUUGGUGCAGAAUCCUCAAGAUAGUUUGUGGGGUUUGGUCCCUGAAUGCCAGCAAUAUGAAACUGCCCUUGGUCUUCCAGUUCACAGCUUUCCCGUGGGCAGCCAGUCUUCACAGACCUAUGUCUCCGUCCCCGGGUCUGGCCUUUUUCAUUUCAGCAGUGAACAUCAGAACAACCUGGACCCCUAUGGACCAAACAACCUAACCUCACCCUCGUGCUUCGAGCUGUGCAGUAGGCCAGGAGUGCCAGAAGUGAUGAACACUCAGUUCAAACCAACAGGAGUAUCUUCAUACAACUACAAAUACGCUAAGUCUCAAUGCUGCGUACACUGGGGCAACAUCUGUGCUGACCCUGGGAAUGGAGAACUAAGUCACUCGGAGAGUUAUUGCAUGAAGGUCCCCAUGAAGCCACAGCUAAGAAAGGAUGCAGCCAAGAACCUUGGCCAGAUCCUAGGGAAAUGCCCAUUAGACAAUACACAAAUGAUCUCGGGAUGUUGUAUACUGAAUGGUUUGAAGGCUAUCCCUGAGACAGAGGGGGAGUUGGCGUAUCACUCAAGGACUGACUUGGAAAAUGAACAGCUCACCAUCUCAAAGAAGAACUUGGACCAAAGACACAUGAGAAGCAUUCUGAGGUUGCACAUGAGCAGGAAGUGCUGGCAGAUCACUAUGGGUCGGAUCCCAAUCAUGGUGUGUUGUUCAUGGCUCACUGAAGAUGCGUCUCUCUGGAGAUCACCCCUGGGAAAGAUUCACUGUGAUACUGCUAUUCCAGAAAUACCUUUUCUUGAUCGCAAGACCCAGAAGAUGCUGGAAGCCCAUCUCAUAAGGUUCCGUGUGAGUCAGCAAUGGGGCCUCCCCAUCAAGGUUAUUGAAUCCAUAAAAUUCUAUAUUUUGAGAGAAGCAAAAACAUGGCCCCUUUCUCAGUCUGAUCUCCCCUUAUCAUUAAACAGUAUUCCUGGGUUGGACUUGAAAAGUAACUUUCCCAGUCCCCUCAGGGGAAGCUCCGACCUUCUCCAUGGAGACAAGAUAGAAACCACAGACUCAGCCCCCACCUCAGAUUACUCUCUCACCCUCUUACAUGUAGACAGCGAAGGAGAGAGGUCCCUGAGACAGUCAGUCUCUAGCCACACCUCGGAUGUUUCAGAGACGGUCCAGACGGUUGAGGAUGACAGGCCCAGCAACCCGGACCUGAGCCAGAACAAGGCUGAACUACAAAGCAGACCCAGACAGGAGCAGCCCAUAAAGGAAGAUGUGACUCCGUCCGACUCAGAGAAUGAGAGAGCAAGUUCUGCUUCUCAUCUAGUAAUUGCUGAAAGCAGACUGAGUGUAGAAAAGAAUCCAAAAUACACAGUGACACCCAACAUGCUCAGAGAGAUGAUACUCAAGGCCAGGGAGCUGUUUGUUAGGUCAGGGUCUGAUUCUAUAAUCAAGUCAGAAAGUUCCACCAAAAAAGAUGAGAGUCUAUCAAGCCCCCUGGUGGCCACAGGGCAGAGCUCAUCAAGGAUGUCAGUCCCUGAAGAUCCAACAGCACCGGACUUUAAGAAACAGCUGUUUAAGGAACUAAGGUCAAAGUUGGAGGAUCAGCCACAGAGCCAGAGUGAAGCCUGGGAGGACGAGUCAUCCUUUGUCUCAGACAGCUUCUCGGGCUACUCGCUGCCGUCUUCUUCCAACAGUGUGUCUAGUGCAGACGUCUCCGUCUUCUGGGACACGCAAAGCCACAUGUAUAGCACCGGAAUCAGUGUGGAUCCGUGGCAAGAGCCCAGUGUCUUCAAAAGAAUCUUAAAGAAUUUCAUACCAGCUCAGAAGAGACUGGCGUUGCCCGUAUCCAGAAAAGAAAAUGGUAGAAGCGACCCUCAGGAAUUAGAGACACCCAAAGCAGGAAAGAAGAGCCAACCUAGUAAGGAGAAAUCAGGCAAGAGGGAACAUCCUCCUGACAGUUACUUCAGAAAAAAGAUAGGACAAUUUUUCCAGUGGCUUUAUUCCAGCAAAGACAGCCCAAGACAUAAAUCGGAGAAAGACAGGGCUCUCUUUAUGAGCUGCGGGCCUCCAGAAGCUCAUGAACUCAUGGCAUCCCUUGGGAAACUCCUGGAAGAUAAGAUGUUGUAUGGGCAGAAAUCCGAGUUCUUGGAGUGGAGCCAGACGACCAUGCCCGCCCAGCCAGCGCUCAAGGGACAGCCUUCCAACCUUGGGGCUGCCAAUGGCCAUCAUGGAGAAGCAAGUAACUGCUCCUGUCCCCAGACAGCCAUCACCCCUGGUCCAAGUCAUAUGCUGAGCCUUGGACAGAGACAUCGCCCCGUACCUUUUGAGUACCCUCCCUCUGCUCCGGAGAGUCUGAGUUCUGUGCAAGCUCCGCUUGCAUGAAGGUGCAUCCUAUGCCUCCCGCCUCGCACAUCUGCUACAGGCUCAGUGACCUUUCACCCGGACUGUCUGUGGAAAGGGUAGACGAGAAAGCUUCCACAACGGGAUCGAGUCUUUGUCUAAAAUUUUCUUUAAAAAAUAUUUUUAGAGCCAUACGCCCUGUGAUGAGAAAUAACCUGUUUAACAGA